Messenger RNA from Ipomoea nil (Japanese morning glory), 1298 nucleotides. RefSeq names its product PHD finger protein ALFIN-LIKE 6. Gene Ontology annotation, molecular function: transcription coregulator activity; transcription cis-regulatory region binding; histone binding. Bases 301 to 1056 code for a protein of 251 amino acids. Gene Ontology annotation, cellular component: nucleus. Gene Ontology annotation, biological process: regulation of DNA-templated transcription. NCBI's taxonomy places the organism in Eukaryota, Viridiplantae, Streptophyta, Magnoliopsida, Solanales, Convolvulaceae. The record is from RefSeq and is a predicted model, not a curated record. The transcript is spliced from 5 exons.
UAUACUCCGUACUAAUGCCCUCUUCCCUUUAGCUUCCCGCUGUUUCCUCUCCUCUUGUCUCUCUCUUCAAUCCCAACUUCCCUCUCCUCUCAAUUUCUGCUCCUUUACUCUCACGCAUAUACAAAUUUUAUAUUUGUAUUUAUUAUUAUGUGCGUUUUGUGUUCUAGUCCAGGUAAAAGAAGAAAACCCUAGCUCUGGAAAACCCUAACUUUCUUUUUUUGGUACCCAAAGUUGCAAUUUUUGAGGUUUAAUUUGGGGGUUUGGCUCACCUUUUGUCGAAUUGUCAAAUUCUCGGGGGAUAUGGAAGGAAUUCCGCAGCCGAUAUCCAGGACUGUGGAGGAUGUGUUCAACGAUUUCAAAGGCCGUAGGGCUGGCUUAGUUAAAGCGCUCACCACUGACGUUGAAAAGUUCUAUCAGCAGUGUGAUCCUGAAAAGGAGAACUUGUGUCUAUAUGGGCUUCCGAAUGAGACAUGGGAAGUCAACCUCCCGGUGGAAGAGGUCCCUCCUGAACUUCCUGAGCCAGCAUUGGGCAUAAACUUUGCUAGGGAUGGAAUGCAAGACAAGGAUUGGCUCUCACUUGUAGCUGUUCACAGUGAUUCUUGGUUGCUUUCUGUUGCAUUCUACUUUGGUGCACGCUUCGGGUUUGGCAAGAGUGAAAGGAAGAGGCUUUUCCAAAUGAUAAACGAGCUACCAACAGUAUUUGAAGUUGUAACAGGAGCAGCAAAGCAGGUUAGGGAUGCUGAUAACAAUAGCAACCGGAAAAGUAAAUCAAGCGGAAAGUCCCGGCAGCCGGAGACCCACCACAAGGAAGCAAAGUUGUCUCAGCCAAAAGAGGAGGACGGGGAGAGCGGGGAAGAGGAAGAAGAAGAAGAGGAACAAGGGGCAACACUGUGCGGAGCUUGCGGUGACAAUUACGCGAACGAUGAAUUCUGGAUUUGCUGCGAUGUGUGCGAGAGAUGGUUCCAUGGUAAAUGCGUGAAGAUUACGCCCGCAAAAGCGGAGCAUAUCAAGCAGUACAAGUGCCCUAGUUGCAGCAACAAGAGAGCUAGAGCUUAAAGUCUGGAAAUGGAGAGUUGAAGCUGUAGAACUUUCAGCAUAACUUGACAAAGUAAAAACAAGUGAAGCUAAGUUAAAAUGUAUGUGCUGAUUGGUUGUCAACUUUAGUUGCGUUUGCUUUUCACUUUGUCUAGACUAAGUUAAGUUGAAUAAUCCUUUUUAACUUUAAUUUGUGGUUACCCCCGUGUGAUUGAAAACGCCAGUCUUUCUUCAAACUUACUUUAUUGUGGACCUUGCCUUAA